AUGUCUGCCAUCCUGUUCACUGUCUCCUUCAUGUUCCUCUAUGUGCUCCUGUCUGCGACAAUCAUUGUGCAGAGCAGCUUGACUGUUGCAGUGCUGGUAAGAGAGUGGUUGCAGGUCCAAAAACUGUCACCCUUGGACAUGAUCCUCACCAGUCUGGGCGUCUCCCACUUCGUUCUACAGUGGGCAUCAGUAUUGCACAACUUUUGGUCCUAUUUUCAUCCUAAUUCUCUUUUCUACUGUGUCAAGAUCUCUUCCUUCACUCAUCCCCUCUUCCUCCGGCUGAAGUGGAGAAUUUCAAGAUUGAUCCCUUGGAUAUUGUGGGGUUGUCUGUUGCUGUCUUGUGUGGAAAUCAUCAUAUCAUCUAUCAGGAAUCAUAUCAAGACUCAGAUCAAGCUGGGGAGCUCUCCCGAAAAUAGCACGAAGAAGGACAGAAUUAAGACAUUCCUGUGGCACUUUAUCCUCCCUCAGGAAAUGACUAUGAUGGCUAUUCCCUUUGUCUUAUUAUUAGUAUUCACCAUCCUGCUUAUGGCCUCACUGUUGAGACACUUGAAGCAGAUGCGUGACCACAGCACUGGCUAUUGGCUCUCCAACAGGCGCGCUCAUUCGAUGGCCCUCAAGUCUCUUGCCCUGUUCCUUAUCUUCUUCAGCUCUUAUUUUAUAGCUCUAUUUGUUUCAUUUUCGAACUUUGCAACUGAGAAGAAGCUCUCAUUCUGGGCUUGGGAAGCUGUCAUCUACUUUGUAACCCUGAUUCGUUCCACUUUACUGAUGUUUAGCAGUCCUACACUGAAAAAGUUUCUAAAGGGAGGGCGGUGA
This is a messenger RNA of Elephantulus edwardii (Cape elephant shrew), 813 nucleotides long. RefSeq names its product taste receptor type 2 member 16-like. Bases 1 to 813 code for a protein of 270 amino acids. Gene Ontology annotation, biological process: detection of chemical stimulus involved in sensory perception of bitter taste; G protein-coupled receptor signaling pathway; sensory perception of taste. Gene Ontology annotation, molecular function: G protein-coupled receptor activity; bitter taste receptor activity. NCBI's taxonomy places the organism in Eukaryota, Metazoa, Chordata, Mammalia, Macroscelidea, Macroscelididae. The record is from RefSeq and is a predicted model, not a curated record. The transcript is spliced from 2 exons. Gene Ontology annotation, cellular component: membrane.